AUGAUCACCUUCACGCCUUUGUCGGGCGCGGCGCGUUCUUCCAGCACUACUCCCUUGUCAUAUCUCCUUCAAAUAGACGAUGUCAAGAUUCUAAUCGACUGUGGCUCCCCAGACUGGCUGCCCGAGCCUUCACCAUUUGAUCCACCCGAAAACGACGACCUACAUAAACCGCCUGCAUGGUCCCAAUACGCUGAAGCAUUACAAAAGCAUUCCCCCACUGUUGACCUGGUUCUCCUUUCCCAUGGAGAUUUGGCACACUGUGGUUUCUAUCCAUGGGCAUAUUCGAGAUGGGGUCUAAAGGCUCCCGCAUAUACAACAUUACCUGUUCAAGCCAUGGGCAAGAUGGCCGUUUUAGAGGACAUUGAAGGUCUGCGUGAAGAAGAAGAAGUUAAUGACAAGCCCUUGGAAUUAUCCACAGACCAGGAAGCCAAUGACGAAACAAUUUCAGAGCUGCCUCCUUCAACUCCCCCCUCGGGGAAAUACAUAGCAACUGUCAUCGAAGUUCAAGAUGCUUUUGACUCCCUGAACACCCUCAGAUACUCUCAGCCGACACAUUUGCAAGGUAAAUGUCAGGGUUUAACCAUAACGCCGUUUAACGCAGGGCAUACGCUUGGUGGUACAAUAUGGAAGAUUCGCUCUCCUUCGUCCGGCACAAUCAUCUAUGCAGUGAACAUGAACCACAUGAAAGAACGUCAUUUGGAUGGAACUGUGUUAAUUCGGCAAGCCGCAGGUGGAAUCUUUGAGCCUCUGGCUCGUCCAGAUCUCCUCAUCACGGAUGCCGAAAGAACGUCUGUUAUAACAAGUAGAAGAAAAGACCGUGAUGCAGCCCUUAUUGAUACAAUAACGUCGACACUUUCAUCUCGAUCAUCGCUCCUCCUCCCUUGUGACUCAAGUACUCGAAUAUUGGAGUUACUUGUUUUGCUUGAUCAACACUGGAAUUAUUCACGACUACGAUACCCUAUUUGCCUUCUUUCACGAACAGGAAGAGAAAUGCUUACGUAUGUGAGAUCUAUGAUGGAAUGGCUUGGAGGAACUAUUAGCAAGGAAGAUGUCGGUGAAGACGGUACCAACUCACGGCAAAAUCAGAACAACAACAAGAGGCGACGCGACGAAGACAAUGAUGAGGACGCUUUAGGUGCAUUUGCUCUCAGAUUCAAACAUUUGGAAUUUUUUCCAAACCCACAAGCCUUACUUCAAACGUAUUCAAGCAAGGACCCAAAAUUAAUCAUUGCUAUUCCCGCCUCGCUUUCUCACGGCCCUUCUCGCCAUCUGUUUUCUGAUUUUGCAGCAGUCCCCGAUAAUGUGGUACUCCUUACGGGGAGAAGCGAAGAGGGUACGCUAGGCCGCGCCCUUUUCGAGAAAUGGAACGACUCUCAAAGACCAGAAGAUAAAUGGGAUAAAGGGAAAAUUGGGCGCAAUGUCAUGAUGGACGGUUCCAUCAAACUUAAGAUGAGACGCAAAGUGCCUUUAACUGGAGUGGAACUGGAAAUAUACCAGCAGAAGGAGCAAGCUGCCAGGGAGAAGGAAAUUGCCCAUCAGGCAACUCUUGCUCGUAACCAACGUAUGCUGGAAGCAGACGAAGAUUCGAGUGAUUCCGACUCCGAUGAUUCUGACGCAGAAGAAGAGGACGAGGUCAGGAAUGCCCUUGGAGGAGACUCGAUGGAUAUUGAUGCCGAUGGUAGAGGAGACGAUGGAAAAUCGAGAAAAACGGAUAGAGCAAUGGAAGGCGCUGAUUGGUUAGACGGAGAUGAAGGGUCGACGAAACAGCUCCUUUCAUAUGAUAUCUACCUCAAGGGAAAUGUGGCGAAGGCCACUUCUUUUUUCAAGAAUAAUAGUCAAAGCCAACGGUUUCGAAUGUUUCCCUAUGUGGACAAGAAACGCAGAGUGGACGAAUAUGGCGAAACCAUUGACGUUGGAAUGUGGUUGCGAAAGGGGAAAGCACUGGAGGAGGAGGCAGAGAGUGAAGAAGCAAGAGAUUAUAAGCGACGUGCUUUGGCAGAAGAAGACGCAAAGAAAGCCAUAAGAGAACCACCGUCGAAAUAUAUAUCCAAUGAAAUCGAAAUUCAAUUGGCUUGUCGGUUGUUGUUUAUUGACAUGGAAGGGUUGAACGACGGAAGGGCUGUCAAGACUAUUGUUCCGCAAGUCAAUCCUCGCAAAAUGAUCAUUGUCCAUGCACCGUCAUCGGCAUCGGAUGCGCUCAUAGAAAGUUGCAAUGGGAUCCGGUCGAUGACCAAGGAUAUCUUUGCACCAGACGUGGGUGAAACGGUGCAGAUUGGGCAGCAAACGAACAGCUUCUCUAUCAACAUUAGUGACGAGCUGCUUGCGUCACUGAAAAUAUCACGAUUUGAGGACAACGAAAUCGCGUACGUUAGGGGACUAGUUGUGGCACAUCCAACGUCAACUAUAUCCACGCUAUCACCGAUUUCGUCAUUGGACAGCCCUGUUGAGGCGGGGAAGCGAGCAGAGCCCCUGAAGGAACGCAUACUCGGAUCGCGAGCACGGGCGCCUCUUCCGCACUCGACAAUGAUCGGAGAACUGAAGCUAACUACUCUCAAGGCACGACUGACUGCGAUUGGAGUGCAGGCGGAGCUUAUUGGAGAGGGAGUUCUGAUCUGCGGAUCAAGAGAGACGUUGGGGGAGGCAGUGGCAGUCCGGAAGGUGGGAAAAGGGAAAAUUGAGCUUGAAGGAAGUGUGUCUGAGGUGUAUUAUACUGUCCGGCGGGAGAUUUACAGUCUGCAUGCAUUAGUAGCCGCCUGA
Psilocybe cubensis is the source of this 2757-nucleotide messenger RNA. RefSeq lists its product as uncharacterized. The transcript is spliced from 8 exons. Gene Ontology annotation, cellular component: mRNA cleavage and polyadenylation specificity factor complex. Bases 1 to 2757 code for a protein of 918 amino acids. Gene Ontology annotation, biological process: mRNA 3'-end processing by stem-loop binding and cleavage. Gene Ontology annotation, molecular function: RNA binding. NCBI's taxonomy places the organism in Eukaryota, Fungi, Basidiomycota, Agaricomycetes, Agaricales, Agrocybaceae. The record is from RefSeq and is a predicted model, not a curated record.